Messenger RNA from Cylicostephanus goldi, 476 nucleotides. The record is from the annotation of a GenBank genome assembly. NCBI's taxonomy places the organism in Eukaryota, Metazoa, Nematoda, Chromadorea, Rhabditida, Strongylidae.
AUGUGCGAGUUCUUCACGCGUCUGAUUGAAAUCAUGCUAGACAGCGAGCCGAAUUUGGUCAACUUGAGGUCAAUCGCAAAACUGUAUGAGCAAAAGUAUGACGUGGAAUUCAACGCUGAGUAUCGCAUAAUACAGGACAAAGUGUUGAAAAGGUCUCGGAGCACGAUAUACAUCGAUAGCAGUGGGUACUUACACCUAAACAAAGAAGAUGUUGAUGUCAAACGUAUAAUGACGGAGAGACUCGUUCAAGCGUCAUUGGAUGCAGACAUUGAUAGUGAUUCCUUUGAGUCUCCGACAUCCUCGUCAAGUGAUCGUUACAUGGGAAAUCCCGAGGCAUUGUUCAAUCGAUCUUACCAUGGACGCACUAGAGCCGACAAGGAGGACUUGAGUGACCUGGCGGGUGCUAAAUUGCAUGAGGAACUCGUGCGUUUUCAAUCAUAUCACCCAUAUACAUGUGGAGGUCAACGUCUCUAAGA